Messenger RNA from Python bivittatus (Burmese python), 975 nucleotides. Its product is annotated as olfactory receptor 13G1-like. NCBI's taxonomy places the organism in Eukaryota, Metazoa, Chordata, Lepidosauria, Squamata, Pythonidae. The record is from RefSeq and is a predicted model, not a curated record. Gene Ontology annotation, biological process: G protein-coupled receptor signaling pathway. Gene Ontology annotation, cellular component: membrane. Gene Ontology annotation, molecular function: G protein-coupled receptor activity; olfactory receptor activity.
AUGAUGGAUACCAGCAUCAACAGUAUUGAAAUAAAGAACCAGACACCCAUAAGGGAGUUCAUCCUGGUUGGUCUAUCUGCAACAACGUACAUGCAGAUAAUUCUCUUCUGGAUAUUCAUAUUCAUCUACAUUACAGCUCUGAGUGCCAACUUCCUCCUCAUUCUUACCGUUUGCACUUUCAGGAAACUCCACACACCCAUGUACCUCUUCAUUGUCAAUUUGUCCUUAGUGAAUGUAUUCUCUAUUUCAAUUACAAUACCUAAAUUGCUCCACAGUCUUUUGACUGGGAGACAGACCAUCUCAUUUCAUGGUUGCCUUACUCAGGUCUAUAUGUUUAUAUGGGCUGUAGGGACAGAACUCCUGCAUCUCUCCUUUAUGGCUUUUGAUCGCUAUGCUGCUAUCUGUCACCCUUUCCAGUACCACAUGAUCAUGAGGAAGCAAGUGUGUGUUUGUGCAGCUGUUGGAGUGUGGGUUGUGGGACUAGUUAAUACUUCAACUCAUUCUGCACUUUUGAAUCAGCUGUCUUUUUGUAACACCAACAUCAUCAAUCAUUUCUUCUGUGACCUUCCCCCACUGUUGCACCUCUCAUGCUCAGAUUCAGCUCUAAGUGUGGUGGUCUUAUCUGCCUCAGAUUGGAUAUUAGGAGUUGGUUGUUGCGGGUUUACUCUAACAUCAUAUUUUUUUAUUAUAAGAACUAUCUGCAGAAUCCGUUCCACUGAAGGGAAGAAGAAAGCAUUCUCCACCUGUUCCUCACAUUUUUUUGUAGUCAGUAUUUUCUACUCCUCAGUCAUCUACACAUAUAUCAGACCUUCUUCAGCCUAUGCUCCAGAACAAGAUAAGAUAGUGGCUCUUCUAUACUCAGUGGUAACUCCUCUUGCUAAUCCAGUCAUAUAUUCAUUGAGAAACAAAGAUUUUAAGGAAGGAGUGAAAAUUCUGAGAGGGAGAAUUGGGCUGCUCAGUGGGCUUCAAAACUGA